Molecule: messenger RNA, 201 nt
Organism: Helobdella robusta
Lineage: Eukaryota; Metazoa; Annelida; Clitellata; Rhynchobdellida; Glossiphoniidae
Exons: 1
Molecular function (GO): sequence-specific DNA binding
Source: RefSeq, a predicted model, not a curated record
GAUCCUUUAGACUGGAGUAUGUCUGAUGUUCAAACCUGGUUGAUAUGGGUUACACUAGAACUUUCUCUUCAAAGUUUUGAUUUGACGAAAGUUUCUUACACAGGUAGGCAGUUGAUUGAACGGGGGAGAUCAAGCUUUUUGAAGCUUCUACCUGAAUCCAUCAGUGAUGUCGUCUGGGAACAUUUUCAAAUUCUCGUUAAA